Messenger RNA from Arachis duranensis, 1005 nucleotides. RefSeq lists its product as uncharacterized. The record is from RefSeq and is a predicted model, not a curated record. NCBI's taxonomy places the organism in Eukaryota, Viridiplantae, Streptophyta, Magnoliopsida, Fabales, Fabaceae. Bases 117 to 782 code for a protein of 221 amino acids. The transcript has a single exon.
ACACAAACUCACAAACAAACAGAGAGAAAGAAAUCAAUUCCAUCGGAAACAAAACAGAAAAGGAAAGGAAAGGAAAGGAAAGGAAAGACUUCUGUUUCAGCGGAAGGUGAAAGAAAAUGGCGUUGUACCUGGAUGAAGAAGAGGUAUGGAAAUGUCCAAAGCACCCUUCCAAGCGACGGAGGAGCGGGAUUUGUCCAAUUUGCCUCCGCGAUCGACUCGUCACUCUCUGCCCUGACUGCGCUAACGUGCGACCGUGCUCCUGCUGCGCAACCAGCUCGUCUUCUUCUUCCUCCUCCUCUUCGUCCUUCCAUCGUUUCUCCGUCACCGGCGACGCCUCUACCGUCGGUCGCGUCUACAACCUCAUAGAGCGUGAGCCCUCGCUCCGCCGCUCGCGCUCCCUGGCGAUUCCGUUUCUCCGCUCAAGAUCGAGGUUCUCCGGCGCCGAUUCGGAUCUCGACGGCGCGAGAGAUUCACCGGCUAUGAACGGGAGCCGGUCGGCGAGGUCGUUCUGGUCUUUGUUCAGGUCGCACAAGAACUACAGGGAGCACGAGAGCGAGGCGACGGCGGCGUUGGCCGUCGGAGACUGCGACGGCGGCAUAGAUGCAAGUAGGAAGACGAUGAUGCAGAAGUCGAGGUCGGUGGCGGCGGCUCCCAGCGGAGACAGAGAAUUGAGGCCGCGGUCAAAGGGAAAGGGAUGGUUCUUUCCGAGCCCUAUGAAGGCUUUCCGGCAAUCCAAGGUGUCUAAAGUGGUUCAGGAGCGUUCUCCUUUGUACAGAGGUUGAAAUUUUUGUAUAUUCAAAAAAUAAAAAAAUAAUAACAAUACUUACUUUAUAUUUACUCAAAAAUAAUUCUCCUUUUCUCUUUUGUGUUUAGUUCAGCAUUUAUUUUAAAAUCAUAUAUAAUCUCAAUCCUACCCUUAGUGUCUGGCCUCAAGGUUUGGCCGGAAAUGUUGAAAUUCCUAUACAAAUUAGAGAUACAGAUUAUUCGAAUGAGUAUUGUUGUUUA